CGGGGCGGCGGGAAGAGGAGAGGCGGGAAUGGACGUGCAGGAGGGUGGCGGUGGCGCGGGCGAGCUCCCGGCCCGGGACCCCGCUUCUGCCCCCAGCAAGGCCCCCAGCAGCGCCGGCCACUACGAACUGCCGUGGGUUGAAAAAUAUAGGCCAGUAAAACUGAAUGAAAUUGUCGGAAAUGAAGACACCGUGAGCAGACUGGAGGUCUUUUCAAGAGAGGGGAAUGUACCCAAUAUCAUCAUUGCUGGCCCCCCAGGAACCGGCAAAACUACAAGCAUCCUGUGCUUGGCACGAGCCCUGCUGGGCCCAGCAAUGAAAGAUGCCGUCUUGGAACUCAAUGCUUCCAACGACAGGGGCAUUGACGUUGUGAGGAACAAAAUAAAAAUGUUUGCUCAACAAAAAGUCACCCUUCCCAAAGGUCGACAUAAGAUCAUCAUUCUGGAUGAAGCAGACAGCAUGACUGACGGAGCCCAGCAGGCCUUGAGGAGAACCAUGGAAAUCUACUCCAAAACCACCCGCUUUGCUCUUGCGUGUAAUGCUUCGGAUAAAAUCAUCGAGCCCAUUCAGUCCCGGUGUGCAGUUCUCCGCUACACAAAAUUGACCGACGCCCAGAUCCUUGCCAGGCUGAUGAGUGUCAUUGAGAAGGAGAAAGUGCUGUGCGCUGACGACGGCCUGGAAGCCAUCAUCUUCACAGCCCAGGGAGACAUGAGGCAGGCACUGAACAACCUGCAGUCCACUUUCUCGGGAUUCGGCUUCAUUAACAGUGAGAAUGUGUUCAAGGUCUGUGACGAGCCUCACCCCCUGCUGGUGAAGGAGAUGAUCCAGCACUGUGUGAACGCCAACAUCGAUGAAGCCUACAAGAUUCUUGCUCACCUGUGGCAUCUGGGCUACUCACCAGAAGAUGUCAUCGGCAACGUCUUUCGAGUGUGUAAAACUUUCCAAAUGGCGGAAUACUUGAAACUGGAGUUUAUCAAGGAAAUCGGAUACACGCAUAUGAAAGUAGCAGAAGGAGUGAACUCCCUUCUGCAGAUGGCAGGGCUGCUGGCCAGGCUGUGUCAGAAAACAAUGGCACCGGUAGCCAGUUAGAGCAGAGACUUUACUGGUACAGUUGCAAGGGUCCUUGUCCCUCACAUACCGGAGUGAUGGCCUUGUGAUGGGGAAUGGGGAACAUGAGGCCUUGGAUGGCACCAGCCGGCACCACUCGGUGGCUUUCGUUUUGCUUUUACCACAUCUCCACUUCAGAGUGUUUGCGUUUGACCUAGACUCACUGAUGCACUGCCAGGGUGGAAGAGCCCCGAGGGAGCUCAGGGGCGGGGCGCCUGAUCUGUGUGUGGGUUGACAUUUCAGCUAAUAAAACCUUCUAGUGUCUGUUGGCCACGGGUAACCACGUGAGGCCUCAAGGAAACCA
Molecule: messenger RNA, 1409 nt
Organism: Carlito syrichta (Philippine tarsier)
Lineage: Eukaryota; Metazoa; Chordata; Mammalia; Primates; Tarsiidae
Gene: RFC2
Product: replication factor C subunit 2
Exons: 11
Coding region: 29-1087 (352 amino acids)
Biological process (GO): DNA repair; DNA-templated DNA replication
Cellular component (GO): nucleus; DNA replication factor C complex
Molecular function (GO): ATP binding; ATP hydrolysis activity; DNA clamp loader activity
Source: RefSeq, a predicted model, not a curated record